Molecule: messenger RNA, 1533 nt
Organism: Biomphalaria glabrata
Lineage: Eukaryota; Metazoa; Mollusca; Gastropoda; Planorbidae
Product: galanin-like G-protein coupled receptor npr-9
Exons: 2
Coding region: 397-1452 (351 amino acids)
Biological process (GO): G protein-coupled receptor signaling pathway
Cellular component (GO): membrane
Molecular function (GO): G protein-coupled peptide receptor activity
Source: RefSeq, a predicted model, not a curated record
GGGUGUAGUAUCGCUGGGGGCCCUGUGAGUUGAUUAAUUAAAAGAUGUUCAAUUUGAUGAACAAUUAAAUCUCAGAACGUGAAGUCUACACCUUACUUUACCAAUCAUUGAUUGCUUGGUGAUAAUUAGGAGCAACGGUUGUUUGAGAUAAUGCAUUAGGCAUAUAUACAGAAUACACUUAGUAUAAGCCUGUUCAGAAAUUAGCACCGUUAAUUUUGACCCCCAAAUAAAUGUUAAUGACAUGUUGAAACCAUUCGACUAAGACAUCGCUAAGUUGAGUUUUCAACUAAAUGUUAUUUGCAACACAUAGUGUGUGUAUUAUGUAGGCCUACUCAAAGAUAUGCUGUAGUCUUAAACACUAUGCUAGAAAAGUAAAAGAUUGGAUCAACUGGAAGAAUGGAGUCAGAGCUAAACAUGAACAGCUCUACAGCUCUUCCCACUCAGUCCGAAGGUUUAGCUCACAUCGAUUACCGUUUUAUGGAGAUAACUAUCAUCAUCAACCAUACGAUUAGCGGGGUUAUCUCGUUUUUCGGGAUAGUCGGCAACGUCAUCAACAUUAUCAUCUUCUACAGACAAGGCUUUAAAGAUACGGUGAAUAUAUCACUACUCGGUUUGGCAGUGUCGGAUCUACUUUCUUUAAUUACUUCCUUGUGGGUGGCCAUAUGCUGGAACCCGCUUAUGUACUACGCCGACCUGCCCUUCGUCCAGGAAGACGUUGAAUAUAUGACCGGAAGCCUGCCCCAUCUUCUCUGCACGCGAAUCACUGCCUGGAUCACGGCCUUCGUGGCUCUGGAGCGCUGCCUCUGCAUCGUAAUUCCUCUUCACGUGAGAACGAUUAUCACGCAAUUUCGUACUGCGGUCUACAUAGUCUCUACCUUCAUCAUCGUGGCCGUCGCCCAGGCGGGGUCUUUCUACUCCAGCAGCCUUCAGUGGGUGUUCAACAGCGCCAGGAACAGAACGGUGAUGAGCCGGGUCGUGAGAGAAGGCAGCCAGGAGAUCGAGAGCAUUACCUACUCGUUAAAUCUCGUCUCCCCUUUCGGGUCUUUCGUCAUCGUGGUACUCUGCACUGCCAUCACCGCCAUCCAGCUCAGGCGGAAGUCCGAAUGGAGGAUGAAAACGACGAUGGCGAAAUCCAAGCGAAACGAAAACGAGGCGGACGUUAUGGCCAAGGAGAAAAAGGUCAUAAAACUUGUGGUCAUGAUCUCGGUCAUCUUCAUCGUCAGCUUCCUGCCGGCCAACGUCAUCCACAUCAUCUACUGCAGCAUCUCAUCCCAGCUGCAACUAGUUCUUCUGUACAUACCAUACCUGAGCAUUUCCUUCUCUUUCAUUAAAGUUCUGGAAGCUUUCAACGCCAGCAUCAGCAUCGUCCUGUAUUACGUCAUGAGCUCAAAGUUUAGAAACAACUUCCACGAAAUGUUAGGCAUCAAGUCAACAUCUAUUAAUGGCAAAUAAGCCCUUUUACACAAUUAAAAUUAUCUGAAGCCCAGGCAAUGAAUAGAUAUGGUCUCGUGUAUCUCAGGAAGGAUGCAAAUG